AUCCACAAACUCAAGAGCAUAAACAGUAACACAGGAUAUUUUGAUGUCACUAUGGUUACGAAAGCCAGCCCGCCACUCAAUCUUAGUUCUCUAUUUUUCACUAUGUGUCACUCUGCUCUAAAAGCCUGGGGCAACGUGGUCUUUGCUGAACUCUGAGAGAACAAUUAUAAUCUCAUGCCAAGGAGGAACUAUCCUGUUUAACUCUCAUACUUUGGAAGAAUACAGAAAUACAGUUGAUUUUGCUAGCUUCACAAUAGCCACUAGCCCAAUGAUGGAGGUGAUGAGGACCUCCAGCCAUGCAAACCCAACCCCUACCCCCACCCUGAAUGACUCAAACACCUGCACGACACUGUAUGACCACCUGGAGUACGCCCGAGUCCUCAUGCCCCUCUUCUACAGCAUUGUCUUCUCCGUGGGGUUGCUGGGCAACGCCCUGGCGCUGCAUGUCAUCCGGCCCAACCUAAAGAAGAUGAACUCCACCACGCUCUACUCCACCAACCUGGUCAUCUCUGACAUCCUGUUCACACUGUCACUACCGUUACGGAUAAUCUACUACGCCCUGGGCUUCCACUGGCCCCUGGGGGAUUCCCUGUGUAAGAUCACAGGGCUGAUCUUCUACAUCAACACGUAUGCCGGGGUCAACUUUAUGACCUGCCUCAGUGUGGACCGAUUCAUUGCUGUGGUCUUGCCGCUCCGGUUUGCACGCUUCCGGAAGGUCUCCAAUGUCCGGUUCAUCUGCAUUGGGGUGUGGUUGCUGGUCUUAAUGCAAACUUUGCCUCUCCUCUCCAUGCCCAUGACUAAUGUGGAGUCUGAUGGCUUCAUCACUUGUAUGGAGUAUCCUAACUUUGACCAGGUGCCCAACAUCGCCUACAUGCUGAUCGGCGCCGUGUUCCUAGGCUAUGGAGUCCCCGUGGUGACUAUCUUAUUGUGCUACUCCAUACUGUGCUGUAAACUCCGCCUCUCGGCAAAGACCAAUCACUUAACGGACAAGUCGGGGCGCAGCCGCAAAGCCGUUGGGGUGAUCUGCUGCGUCUCCCUGGUGUUCGUGGUGUGUUUCAGCCCCUACCACAUCAACCUCCUCCAAUACAUGAUCCGAAAGCUGAUCUAUGAAACGGACUGUGCUGAACUCACUGCCUUCCAGAUCUCCUUACACUUCACUGUUUGUCUGAUGAACCUUAACUCCUGCCUGGAUCCAUUUAUCUACUUCUUUGCCUGUAAGGGUUACAAGAGGAAGGUGCUGAAGAUCCUGAAGAGGCAGGUGAGCGUGUCCUUCUCCAGCGCAGUACGGACAUCGCCCGAGGGUUCAUCCAGAGAUGUCGUAGAUGGUAAGAAGAUCCACCUCAACUGCACUAGAUAUGAACAGUGUGUCCAACAGAAUGGCCAAAGGUGAGUGACAACCAACCAACAGACCGGUGAGUCAAAGACCAACCAACAGAUCGGAGAGCCAUCAACCAGAAAACAAGACCAGCCAACAGACCGGUGAGCCCACGACCAGCCAACAAACCUUUGAGCCAAUGACCAGCUGACAGACUGGUUAGUCAAUGACCAGGAAACAGACUGGUAUACAAACAACCAACAAACUAUUUGAAUAACAUACUAUAUGUUAUGAUAUUGAAAAACACAUGAUAUGUUAUGAUUUCUAGCUAGGUGUCUAAUGUUAGCUAGGUGUCUAAUGUUAGCUACUGUAGGCUAAGAGUUAAGGUUAGGGGUUAAGGUUAGGGUUACGUUUAGAAGUUAGGUUAAAGGGUUCAGGUUAGGGGAAGGGUUGGCUACCAUGUUAAGUAGUUGCAAAGUAGCUAAAAAGUAGUAAGUAGUUGAAAGAUGCUAAUUAGCUAAAAUGCUUAUCCGUUGUCCAUGAUGAGAUUUGAACUCGAAACCUUUUGAUUGUUAGACAUUUACGUCAGUAAACUAAUUUACCGACAUCCUUUAAAUUCUUUGAAUUCCAUAUAGUUCUGCUUUUUUGUGAGCUCAACGUGCUGUUUCUCUAGAGAGAAAUUCAAUCAUUAAUGAGAGAAACGUAGUCAAUGGGCGCAUUUGAGCGGAUCACUUUUGUCAAGUCGAUGACCAUCGUUGCGCCUACGCGUCGACUGCAUAUACUUUACAAACUACCAUGACUUCAGUCUGCAGCCAUCACCUGCGUUGUGGGAGGAUCUAUUGUCAUUGACUCAAACAAACGUUACCAAAGACAUGAUUGAAAUAGGAACACAUUUUGAUAUAAUUCAUAUAUACAGUUGAGUAAUUCAAAUGAAUUUGAUAUUUGAGGCUGUUUCUCACUGAUUGCAGUUUAUAAUUGUUGAAAUAAACAUGGCUCCAAUCCCCAGAACACACACUCACAAAGAAAAACUUUUAUUAAAAAUGGCAGCACUGCCAUGUUGAUCUGAGCCUUGCUGUUGGAAAACCACAUUAGUGUCUGACUAUGGUUGUCACAGAUGCACCUCCUCCGACCACUCCUCAACUUUCGUCAACAGUCAGUUGCUUUCGUUUUACCCCUUAAACACACCUAAUAACUAUGUGGGACGCCAGGCAAAUAUUCAACCUAGUUCAGCACAGAACUGUGGUAAUUAUCUACAAUUACCAUAAUCCAUUGCGCAUGUUCUUCCCAGUCCUGGACAGAGGCGGAUACACAUAGACCAGAAGGAUAGAGACAGUUCGUGAGGUAGCUCUACCCAAUUGAUAGUUGUAGUAGUUGGUAAUAAGCAGUCUUGAAAGUAUGCCUUAUCUACUUUCAACAACUAAUACAAUUAUUUUGUCAGCCACCUAGUUACUCACCUAGCUAAAAAGGUUGACUUGUUCAAUGGGAUGCACAGAGAUAACUUUAGAUGGAUGUCUGGCUGACAGACUGGCUGGCUGCUACUGCCUGAGCAGAGAUGAGAUGAUGAAUUAAAAAUAAUACAGUCAUCAAAUUAAAAUGAAGUAAUAUACACAACUGAAAUAUUUUAUUAAAGUAAAGUUAUGGUUAAUAAUGAUGGCAGUAAUGGGCUACCAAAUUACCAUCAUGGUAUUUAACUAUAUUUGUAACUAUUUUUUCUGUGUUUUUACAACAUUCAACCCACUGUCAGUGUCAGGAAAAAAAGGCAGGCGAUGGCAUCAAAAAUAUGUUAAUGUCAUUAUUUAGAAAUGCAUUUAAUGUUUAAAAAAGUGAUUGGUUAAAAGAAUUAUCUCAAAUAACACUUAUCGCUCUGCACUACAAUACAGUGACACAUUUUUUUCCUCUUGCAAAUACAGUGACAACUUGAUCAAAAGCAGAAACACAUGAGCAUAUAAGGAUAAUAUUAGACAGCAUGGACACUGGCAUGUAAAUAUAUCCCAAAAUGGACAGCUGAAUAUUACUUCAUAGUUUCAGAGACUCUGACUAUAGAAUAGAAAGCUUUGGAACAUCACAAUGCUGAGGAAUGAAAAAUAAGAUGAUGUUGAUUAUACUUUUUGUGUAUACACUUCCUGCAUUAUUCUUCAAUUUACCUUUUGAUUAUUGAUAAAUGUAAAAUAUGUCAACACCAUGUACUAAAUGUAACUAUGUCCCUCAAUUAAUUUUAUCAGAGUCAAUGAGAUCCAUAUUUUUUGUUACCAAGAGGAUCACAUUUUUUUAUUCCUUUGUUCACAAUAAGGGUUCCCCUCUGUUUUUGAUUAAUGUGAUGACUGUGUGUUGAUAUCAAACCAUUGAAUUUUGAAUAAAAAAGAAAUGGAAAUAAAUAA
Molecule: messenger RNA, 3693 nt
Organism: Oncorhynchus masou masou (cherry salmon)
Lineage: Eukaryota; Metazoa; Chordata; Actinopteri; Salmoniformes; Salmonidae
Product: G-protein coupled receptor 183-like
Exons: 2
Coding region: 269-1390 (373 amino acids)
Biological process (GO): G protein-coupled receptor signaling pathway
Cellular component (GO): membrane
Molecular function (GO): oxysterol binding; G protein-coupled receptor activity
Source: RefSeq, a predicted model, not a curated record